Molecule: messenger RNA, 6417 nt
Organism: Ostrinia nubilalis (European corn borer)
Lineage: Eukaryota; Metazoa; Arthropoda; Insecta; Lepidoptera; Crambidae
Gene: Btk29A
Product: tyrosine-protein kinase Btk
Exons: 17
Coding region: 209-2191 (660 amino acids)
Biological process (GO): intracellular signal transduction; protein phosphorylation
Cellular component (GO): plasma membrane
Molecular function (GO): protein binding; ATP binding; non-membrane spanning protein tyrosine kinase activity
Source: RefSeq, a predicted model, not a curated record
CACAACAAGUUUUAAUUUUAAUAAUUUUAUUAUAAUUUCUCUUUCAACGAAAACGAGAAAGCUGGCGACUGGCGACGAUGACUAAUAAUUGAAGAACGUACAUUGUAUAAUUGCUACAAGUAUAAUUAGUGAUUUGUUCAAAAAUAUAGUUCAAACAAAAGUUUUCAAGUGGAAUGGUGUCGCCUUUGAUUGGAUUCAGACAGUGAAUAUGGCGGGGAAAGACGAAGACGAUGUAAUUUUGCAAACCUUUAUGGUGAAAAGAUCACAAAACAAAAAGUUGUUUACUCCUGUAAAUUUUAAGGAGCGCUGGGUGGUGCUAAGACGUCGUUCACUUAUCUACUAUGACUCUGAUAGUGAAAGGCGCAGAGAGCGCGGGCGCAUCGCAACGGACGCGAUCCAUACGGUGGAGCAGGCGCAACUCGGCGAGCUGAGCAAACAGCUGCCCGACGGCAUUGGAGACAACUCAGCUUAUAGAUACCCUUUUCAGGUGGGCUACUCUGAACAGAACACAGACUACACCUUGUACCUUAUAGUUGGAGACCACUCAGUGCGCCUACAUUGGAUUCACGCCAUAAGGAGUGUGUGCGUGUACAAAGUGCGGCGGUCGCGAUACCACCCGGGCGCGUGGUGCGCUCGGCGCUGGGCGUGUUGCGACGCGGAGCGCCGGUCCGCGCCGGGUUGCCAGCUCGCCGCCGACUGGCCCCUGCCCGAGCCGCAGAUCGAACUGCUGGUGCAGGAGAAGAAGCCCCUUAUCGACGUUACAUCUGUCACGGCGGCGGUCACAAUGCCAGGAGGCGGCGGCGCCCCUCCCGGCACUCCGUCGGCCAAGCCAAAGGUAAAUUCAAAGGAGAAGCAAAGAACCAAAGUUGUGGUAGCGCUGUACCCAUUCAAAGCCAUAGAAAGCGGCGACCUCUCAUUAGAAAAGGGCGCUGAGUAUGAAGUUAUUGACGACUCCCAGGAACAUUGGUGGAAAGUUAAAGACGAGCACGGGUCAGUCGGAUACAUUCCAAGUAAUUACGUGAAGGAGAAAGAAACUAUUGGACUACAAAAAUAUGAGUGGUACGUGGGCGAAAUGUCUCGCCAGAGAGCGGAAUCUCUACUGAAACAAGAGGACAAGGAGGGUUGCUUCGUUGUCCGCAAUUCCUCCACUAAGGGCAUGUACACGCUCUCGCUAUAUACCAAAGUUAACCACCCGCAAACAAAACACUACCACAUAAAGCAGAACAGCCGCGGCGAGUUCUAUCUCUCUGACAAGCACUGCUGCCCCAGCAUACCGGAGCUCAUCAACUAUCACAAGCAUAACAGCGGCGGGCUGUGCUCGCGGCUCAAGACCACGCCUUGCGACCGACCCGCGCCGCCCACAGCUGGCCUCUCGCAUGACAAAUGGGAGAUAGACCCAUCAGAGCUGGUCCUCCUAGAGGAGUUAGGCGCGGGCCAGUUUGGCGUGGUCCGGCGCGGGCGCUGGCGCGGCCGCACAGACACCGCCGUCAAGAUGAUGAAGGAGGGCACUAUGUCGGAAGACGACUUCAUUGAUGAAGCCAAAGUCAUGACUAAACUCCAACAUCAGAACCUAGUCCAGCUGUACGGCGUAUGUUCCAAGCACAGACCCAUCUACAUCGUAACCGAGUAUAUGCGGCAUGGCUCGCUGUUUAACUACUUGCGCCGCACCUCGCCUGACCAGCUGGGGCCUGGCGUACUGCUGGAUAUGUGCAUACAGGUCUGCAAAGGAAUGGCGUAUCUAGAAAGGCAUAACUAUAUUCACCGAGAUUUAGCAGCGAGAAAUUGUUUGGUUGGAGAUGAAAAUGUUGUUAAAGUUGCAGAUUUCGGACUAGCGCGGUAUGUAUUGGACGACCAAUACACGAGUUCUGGCGGUACGAAAUUCCCUAUCAAAUGGGCGCCGCCUGAAGUACUCAACUACACGCGGUUUUCCUCCAAAUCUGAUGUUUGGGCUUUUGGUGUACUAAUGUGGGAGGUGUUCACAUGCGGCAAAGUGCCAUACGGUCGAAUGAAGAAUUCCGAAGUGGUGGAGAUGGUUCAGAGAGGACAAGUGCUGGAGAAACCCAAAGGAUGUUUGAAUGAAAUUUAUAAUGUAAUGCUAGCAUGCUGGCGGCACGCGCCCGACGAGCGGCCGUCCUUCCGCGUGCUGAAGGACGAGCUGGCGGACAUGAUGCAGCUGGUGCUGGCCGACUGACUGCGCCUGCUGCUCGCCCUGCUGCAGCCGCCGCCCGCCACGCUGCCGCGCGCGCGCCGCCAGGCCGCGCCGCCCGUCUGAGCACGCUACAACACGAUACAUCGCGAGAUACCGCUCUACAAGAUCACCCACAUUCACCACCGGUGUGUGCAACGUCAGUAAUGUAAUUGAGCUCGUUUGAAUGCUACGCUACAACACGAUACAUCGCGAGAUACUGCUUUACAAGAUCACCCACAUUCACCACCGGUGUGUGCAAACUGCAACGUCAGCAAUUUAAUUGUGCUCGUUUGAAUGCUACGCUACAACAAGACACGACACGAGAUACCGCUCUACAAGAUCACCCACAUUCACCACAGUAGUCAGUAUUGUAAUCAAGCUCGUCUGAAUACUACGCUACAACACGAUACAUCGCGAGAUACCGCUCUACAAGAUCACCAGUUCACCACCGGUGUGUGCAAUGUAAUCGAGCUCGUUUGAAUGCUACGCUACACCACGAUACACUACUAAAAUACCACCACCGGGGCGUAUAACGUCAGUUUUGUAAUUGAGCUCGUCUGAAUACUACGCUACACCACAAUCCACUACUGGCGUUAAUAACGUCAGCAAGCUCGUCUGAACGCUACGAUACAACACGACACAUCGCGAGAUACUGCUCUACAAGAUCACCACAUUCACCACCGGUGUGUGCAACGUCAGUAAUGUAAUUGAGCUCGUUUGAAUGCUACGCUACAAGACACGACACGAGAUACUGCUCUACAAGAUUACCACAUUCACCAAAGUAGUCAGUAUUGUAAUCAAGCUCGUCUGAACACUACGCUACAACACGACACAUCGCGAGAUACUGCUCUACAAGAUCACCACCGGUGUGCAAAGUUAAAAAUGUAAUCGAGCUCGUCUGAAUGCUACGCUACAUCACAAUGCACUACUCUACAUACCACUACUGGCGUUAACAACGUCAGCAAGCUCGUCUGAACGCUACGAUACAACACGAUACAUCGCGAGAUACUGCUCUACAAGAUCACCAGUUCACCACCGGUGUGUGCAACGUCAGCAAUUUAAUUGUGCUCGUUUGAAUGCUACGCUACAACACGAUACAUCGCGGGAUACUGCUCUACAAGAUUACCACCGGUGUGUGCAACGUCAGCAAUGUUACUGAGCUCGUUUGAAUGCUACGCUUCACCACGAUACACUACUAAAAAUACCACCACCGGGGUGUACAACGAUAGCAAUGUCAUUCAAGCUCGUCUGAAUGCUACGCUACACUACUAUAGAUACCACUACUGGCGUUAAAAAUGUCAGCAAUGUCAUCAAGCUCGUCUGAAUGCUACACUAUGAUACAAAACGCUACACUACCAGCAUGACAUACCACCAACAGUUUGAACAAUCUAUGCAAUGAAAUCAAUACUACACUACACUUCACUGCACUAAUCUACUAGGGACAUGAACAUUGAACAAUAUCAGCGAUUGUAACCAUGCCGUCCGACUAAACAUUACUACACUAUUACUGGCAUGUCCAUUAUAACAAUCUAAAUUACAUUUUGUUUACUAUCAAGUAUUUAUCGUUGCAUACAUUUUCUUCCGAGCACAACCAUUGCCUCAUCGGUUCCGCAUUUUUUCUGCUUGUCUGAAAGUAAUUGUCUUCCAUGUUCUUCCAGACAAUUUUUAACUAAUCAUUCAGUACUACUAAUAAUAGCUCGAAUGUCGUUGAUGUGUCUCCAAAAAUCCCUGUGUGGCCAAAAAUUUACGAAAGUAGCCAAGUCUCGCGGAUAGUUUUGAUAUUUUUGUAGGCAUUUUAACAAAAGGCGGGUAUUAGUUGUCCUUUUAUCAGAUUUUAGAUCUAUUAAUUAAAAAAAUCUCAUACAUACCAUUGACUGUUUUUGUAAUUUCAAAAUAAAAAAACAAAGUGAUGUAUAGCUACGUGCUGUUACAGAGUAUAUUACAACUUGCUAAUUUGAUAAGAUGAUGAAUGCAAAAACAUCUUACAAGGACUGCUGGGCAAUCCUAAAAUGCGUAAUCGUUUAUUAUUAAAUCAUUGAGUUAUGUUAUCAGAUGAAGAUUGUCCGAUUUUGUGCUGUGAAAGAAUUCAACGAAUUGAAUAUAUUGCAUGGAAAUUAUAAUGCCAACCGCAAAACAUUUAUAGAUUAUACGGAUUUUUUCCAAACAUAGUCUUCAUAAAAUAACUGAAACUAUGAAAUUCUAGACAAUGUAACAUUAGAUAGAUAACUAGGUAGUGUUUUAUUGUAUACCACACGAAAUUAGCAAUUGGAAAACAACCAAUAAAUACGUGAACAAUAAAAUUGUCUAUUACGAUUCGAUAGUCUCAAUGCGUCUAGUGUAACCCAAAAUUUGUGGGAAAAUUUUGAUUGAUUAUUAUGAAGAGUAAUGAAAUAAAAAUAUUUGUGGUAAACUACGGACUUCAAUUCAGUUAUCGCAGAAACGCCCCACAUCGAAUCUGGACAAUAAAUACAUGCAUGGAAUUGAUGGGAUAAACUAAAGGAAUUGAAGAAACUAUACAGUUAUUACCCUUAAAAUGUACAUAAUACACUGCCACCAGUCCGCUACAGAGACGUUAUUUGAAAUUUCAGACAAAGAAAUAUUAAUUUUCGGAUCUAUCUCGCUAAAGUUCUGUUUUAAUAUAGGUUCUAAGUGUAAUCCCGGUAAACGUUAAAUAACGUUUCUGGGUGGGUAUAUCUCAAGUUAUAUGUGAUACAUUUCGUAGAAAUAGUAGAGCCAUUUAGACUGGUACAACACAUGGCCCGUACGUGUCAACUAACCAUGUCAGUAUUUUGAGUGGCACUCAUUUUUAAAUUAAUUAUGUAUGGUAGUACGACUAGCUUGUAACGAUAUUUAUCAUAAUCCACGUCACGCGUAAUUUUCAAUUCAUUAUAUUCACCACAGUCAUAGUAUACCUUUAUUCCUUUUGCAUGCACGUCAUAGGUAGUGCAAUAUCAAUCGUACAUUGUAAGGAAGGAGUAUAAGCCCAUCAUCAUAUCAUUACUUGUGUAAUUAUUAAUGUACAUAAAUUAUAGUAGUUAUUUAAUAUAUUAUUAGAUGACAUAUAGAACAUGUACCAUGCAUUUGAACGACGCACAAUAGAAAACAUUAUUUUUGGUAAACACAUGUCAUUGCUUUAGCAUGUUAAGAUUGUCACAAAUAAACCGAAUUUGUUAUUGUAUUGCUAAAUUUUGUACUCGAAGGCUGUUUUUACUUUUGUACAUUCCUUUCGUUGAUAACUAGUCAUAAUUAUGUAUUUAGUGUCAUAAUUACGUAUAGUGGGCACAAAAAUAAACAAAAAAGACACUGAAGCAUUGUCCACCAUGGUUGCAGUGGUAUCUUAGAAUUAAACCAAUCGUUUUCAGUUUUUGAAUCUGUGUGUAUUUUCGCGUUUCUAUAAAGAUUUUUUAGCGUCGAUUAUUGUAAAUUAAUAAUGAUUCUAAAGUCUUGUCAUACUAGUGACAUUAUACGGAGCUUAUCAAAAGUUCGAAAAAAUUCGGUCCAAUAAGGUAAGUAAAGUAUUGAUUGAAAGGUUGUAGUAUAAUUUCGCGCUACGUGGGUUUGCGAUUUAUCCAAAAUUAAAAGGGACCUUAGCGGGGACACUUGAAUAUGUGCCAAUUAUUUCCUUACCUAUUUUAGGAAUUAAACUUCGGAAAUAACAACAGUACAGGAUAGUUGGUCUUCAAGUAAUAUGUAUACAACAAUUUUAUAUUAUUUUAAGUCAAAACUUGAAUCACCAGUGAGAAAAUUCAUAUCAUCGAUUCACAUACCGUUUAAUCUAUCCCACUAUAGGUGGGCGGUCGAAGAUACAUUUACUGCAAACUUAUUACCUUUCUCAAUGGUGGUUUAACGAAGGAUGAAUUAGUUCAUAGCUUGAAACAGUCAUUAUUAUUUUCUAAAAUGUAUACUUAGCGAGUCCAUAAGUCAUUUGGUCGUAAAUCUUACGAUUUAUUGUGAUAUCUGUCGAAAGUGCUUAGAAAUAGCGCUACUAUUAAUUUGUAUUGUUAUUUUAUUAGGAAAACUAUAGUUUGUUAUUAAGUACUAUGUAAUUUGUAAUGAAAUGAAAGUAACAGUUGAGGAGUACAAUAUAAACAAAACAUAGCUUGAUAAAACAAAUUGAAUAUAGACUCUUUAUUUAAAUAGUGUAAUUUGCUUUUGAAUUGUACAGCAACUAUUAAUUUGUAUAACUGUUUUAUAAAACUAUUAAGUCGAAUAAAAUCAUUAUUAAUAAA